This is a messenger RNA of Saitoella complicata NRRL Y-17804, 320 nucleotides long. RefSeq lists its product as uncharacterized. Gene Ontology annotation, molecular function: 2 iron, 2 sulfur cluster binding. The record is from RefSeq and is a predicted model, not a curated record. Bases 50 to 241 code for a protein of 63 amino acids. NCBI's taxonomy places the organism in Eukaryota, Fungi, Ascomycota, Saitoellomycetes, Saitoellales, Saitoellaceae. The transcript has a single exon.
GUCGGCACUACCAGCAAGUAAGCAAAACACAGCUUCCGCAACUGCCAGCAUGGCUCCCCAAUCGUCUACAGCCCUAACCAUGGCUGCUGGGCGUUCGAUCACCCCCGAAGACGGUACGUCCAAGCACAUGCAUAUCUGCAACGCACAUCAUGGCGAGAAAUUUCCCGUUGCUGGUGUUGUCCCCUUUGAGCCUUUCUUCUCGUCCUGCGUAUGUGAGGGAGGAUUGUGUGCAGUUUGCUAACAUUGGUGGUGGUAUGGAAUAGCCCAUGACACGGGGUUUGUCGAACCGCUAAACCCGAACCGCAAUACGCUUCACCCGC